Procambarus clarkii (red swamp crayfish) is the source of this 12887-nucleotide messenger RNA. RefSeq lists its product as uncharacterized. NCBI's taxonomy places the organism in Eukaryota, Metazoa, Arthropoda, Malacostraca, Decapoda, Cambaridae. The record is from RefSeq and is a predicted model, not a curated record.
CAUAUCGCACCCCUACGAUACUCCGACGCCGCUACCCAUUAACGGAGCCUCCACGCCGCUACCCAUUAACGGAGCCUCCACGCCGCUACCCAUUAACGGAGACCCCAUGUCAUUAGGUCAGCCAUCGUCAGUAGCAGAUAAUCCAGUAUUACACUCACCAAUGGACGUGGCAGCUCAUGAAGACCGCAGAGCAUAUGUAUUAGACACGGCAGAUGCGCAUCGGGAAGGGCCUUACCAGUCGGCUCCGUCAGGAAAUUCGGCGGCCGAACUCGGCCGUGUGCGGCAGACGGAAGCAGCAGGGUUAGGGGCAAGAGCCGGCGAGGGUGCGUCAGGGGGUGUGUAUGGGGCCUCGCCGCCUCCGGAGAAGCAAGAGAAGCUGGCGACCCAAGCACCACCACCCCUCCACACCCGCGUCUGGGGGAACCUGCGUCAUGGUGAACACAAGUGUAGCGCUGACCUCACGGUAGACUAUAUUCACACAGGAAGCACAGGCUCACAGCUGAUCUCGUCCACCACCAUCACCGCCCUGGACUGCCCCGCCCCAGACGACUGUCCCGCCCAGACUGCAACGCCCAGAUGUUCCAGUAAUUGCCCAAAUGCUGCUUCUGGUACCUGUGGUCACAGUUGUACAACUGUUACAACAAGUGUUCCGCCACCUGUCCACGUGUGUCAAGGGUGUUCUGUCAUCGCCCACACUCACGGCCCCAGCAUACCUGUUGCCUGUUAUUCAAAUCCUGCCACUGUCUCCUCCGAUGACUUUGAUGAUCACGGGGCGCAUUUCAUCGAUGGCACAGAGGGGAUGGGUAGUAUUAAGGAUGCGGGAGAGUAUGGAGAUUGCAGCGGUUCAUUAAGCGAUGCUCAAGUGCCUUGUAGCACUUGGCUCCUUGACACUUGUCUAUCCUCCUGUAGAGGCUCUUGUCCAAGCCUCGAUCAAGUUACGGUAAGAGAGCUACUCUUCUCUGACAGCGAAGAUGACCGGUCGGUCUUCAGCUUUAAGACAUGCAGCUCGGGCAAGGAGAGUGAGGGCGCGGGUGGUGUGUGGUGCUCCUGUGGGGAGGUGUGUCUUACUGAUGCUGAUACAGAUGCUAGCAGUGAGUGCAGCCUCGGCAGGUUUGCACCAUCUUCCGAAGAUCUCUGGCAGUGGAACCCCUCCUACGAGGAAGACGACCACAGUGCCCCCAGUACAGACACAAGGGGCGCAAGUUCGGUGGCAAUGCAGGCAUUACGUGGACAACAGACGGCCCCGUGCCAAGUCUUGUUGCCCAGAGAGGUGCCAGGUCACUCUGCCUCCAUGGAGCCUCAUAGGCAACUUUUAUUUGCAUCACCAGUAGGUGACCGGCCGGCGAGGAGUAGACUCGGAUGUUCAGAAAAUAUCAGCAUAACGCCCGACAGUUUCCCUGACAGCCACAGCUCUCAGCAGCCUUGGCAGCCAUCAGUGUGCAGAGGGUCGUGUGCCAAUGGUGAUGUAGAGUGCGUUUUGAUAACCAGCCAUGACGCCAGGUGCACCAUAGACCUAGAGGGCGACUGUGCUCACUGUGAGCACCGUAGGACUCCAAGCCCCGCCACACACACGUCUACACUGCCACACACCCCCACUUGCGAGCAUCAGCAGGCGCCAGGCCUCCGAGGAGUGUCUGUUACGGAUAAGAAGACGGAGGAGGGAGCAUUUGUGACGGUGGGGGAGAAGGAUGGGUCGGCCCCGCCUCAAGCAGCGCCACCAGUGCCCCGUGAACGGUGCCACCAUCAGCAAGUACAGCGCCCGCCUCCUGACGCCGUGCGUCGCCCUACCCACUCCUACUUGGGCACUCACCCUCUUGGCCCCGCCCUCACCGCCUGCCGCAGUCCUCCCCGCCAUGACGGACUAGACCACAGUUUGAUGGCGGACAUCUUCAGUGACAGUAGCCCCAGAAUACCGGGCCAGAAGCGGAUCACUGUCAUCCACGUGAACGAGGCGGACCGUGGGACCCGUGUGGAUGACUCUAACCCAUCAGAGGAGCCUGGCUCGCAACUGUCAGGUGCGCAGGGCAGCAGAGCCCAGACCCUGAGUGGUGUGUAUAGCCAUGUGGAAGACGAGCCAGACGAAGAUAUGGGUGCUCAGGGUUUAGUGAUAAUAGAACAAAGUGACGCGGUGGAAUGUGGGCAGAAUGACGUGUCGGAGGCUGGCGAUAGUGACGGAGGGGGGAGUCACGGUGACGUCAUGGACGCGGGCCUUAGAAGCAAGACUACCCAUCGCCGGCCAUUUUUAGACACUGGGGUUUCACCGAGAUACCAAACGUUUCCCUCCGAAUCUGGGGAUGGUGUCGGCGGUGUGCGUAAGUGCAGCAGAAACAGCAGCAGCAGCAGAAACAGCAGCAUUCCUGGCGGGUGUGUUCCCGCCACCACCACCCUCACUCCUGUAGCCGACAGUGGCACUCACCCCAGUGCCGCCUCCCACCUCCUCCUUCCCCAACAGCUGCCCCAGCUGCCGCCUCAGGCGUCAGGGGCGUAUCCCACACAUGCUGUGAUGGGGAGAAGCGGCACUGUGCCAUACCGGCCUGUUCUUUCCUCCUUCGGGGCAAAACUUGGCUCUCCCUCUGGCUUACCUUUGUGGUCUGACUGUGAAUGUUUGGGUAAAGACACAACAUUAACCCACGGGAAAGGUAAUGAACAUUGCUUAGCUGAUAAUGAUGGAGUGUUGAAGAGGAUGGAGGGAGCAAGUGAAGGUGAUGGUGUGCGUAGUGAAGGUGUUGCCGUGCACAGUGAAGGUGAUAACUUGCGUAGUGAAGGUGAUGACGCGCAUAGUGAAGGUGAUGACGCGCAUAGUGAAGGUGAUGACGUGCAUAGUGAAGGUGAUGACGUGAGUAGUGAAGAUGAUGACAUAUAUAAUGAAGAUGAUGACGUGCAUACUGAAGGUGAUGACGUGUAUAAUGAAGGUGAUAAUAAUAACAAGUGUAGUGAAGGUGCAGUUACCAGACAAAUAGACGGGUCACGGGUGCCAGCUUCCUCACUACCGGGUGGCACUGGACCCUCCCUCUGCCCCCCUCCACCGACCUCAAGUGCCACGGGAGCCAGCAGUGACGGGCACAGUGAGGUAACUGGCGCGUGUUUAAAGGAGCCAACCUGGCGCCACAGUGGCCAAGCUUGCUGCCAUAACAGUGAGCUGGAUCACCGUCACGGUGGACCAGACUGCUCUCCCGGUGGGCUCUGGCUCCCAGAGAGCACACCAGAGGGGCGUGGGAGCGGGCAACGUGAGAGUGAGAGUGGAGAGGGUGGGAGUGGUGGAGAGGGUGAGAGUGGGCAGUGGGAGAAUUCAGGCUUGGUUCACGCCCGCCCUGUUCUAGUACUCGAUGACUGUCCUUACGAUCAUUUCACACACCCACUCUUAUCUCUCCCCUCUCUUUCUCACCCCUCUCCAGCUCCUCCCUCUCCAGCUCUCCCCUCUCCACCUCACCCCUCUCCACCUCACACUCACGCCGCUCUCUACAAGCACAGUCCAUCGCUAGGAGAGGACGAGUGUGUGUGCUCUGAGAAUACUGCACUCUCGCAGGACUGGUGCGACCUAGCUUGGUGGCAGGAUGAGAGUGAGUGCCAAGUGCCACAGCAGGCUGGCACUGGCGGCAGGUCGGCGGGCAGUUGUGGCCAUGGCACGGUGGGGGAGGCACACCUCGCCUGGUGCCCGGGGGAGGUGAUAGGCUCCCUUCAGGUGCUUGUGAGGGACGUUUUGUGGUGCUUCCCGGUGUAUGGCACUGGCGAUCAGUGCCAACAUGCUCUUAGUGAUGUAUGGGAAUUAGUGUUGGCCGGCCAUGGCUGGCACACGGCUAUAAAUAGUGUGGGUGAACUAGUGACUAUGAGUAGUGACAACAAUAUGGAGGGCCCAGCGCCCUCUGCCUCCCUCAGAAGUGAGCCGCCCCCCAUACCCACCACCCAUAGUUCCAUAUACGGUUUUAAAAUUGCAAAUAACGAGCAAGCCAAAGUCAGAAACUUGGUGCCGCUGUUCGCCGGGAACAAGAGUGCGUCGACGCGGGACAUCUGCAGUAAUGUGACCUUCCGGGUGAAGGGAGACGCCACCUGGCAGACCCACCGACCCAACAGGAACUCUGACAUGUGUGACGUGCAGAUGUACCGCGGCGCCGACACCAGGAGCAGCACUCCUGGACCCUCGGAGGAAGGUGAAGCCGUCAUCAAGCUGUGUGGUGUCAACCUUGGCUCCCGUCCCUCCUCUCCCGACCCAUAUCCUCUCUUCCGGUGCCACACGCUGCCGCGGAAAUUGCCACAAUUCAGACUGUCGCCACUACCACCCUGGCCGCAAGAAACUCCAGAAAUACAAGUUGCCUCUCCAGAAGCAGAGAGUGUAGGCCUAUCAUCAGAGCCAACGUCGCCGCGGUUGCCGGAAGUGCAGCGUGCAGGUGUGCAACAUGAGCCAGACACAGCACUUCGUAGCAUCUUGGCCUCGAACAACACACCUGUUGAUGUAUUCUAUGGUGAGGUGGAAGGUGGAGGCGGCAGUGUUGGUGUGGAGCAGGUGGGGGGCGAUGGACACGAGCCACACACCACACCACCUUGGACGUCCACUCCGCUACACCAGUGGUCGUCUACCCCUUACACACUUACAGCCCCCAAGAAGCCUACUUCAGAGUGCACCAGUCAUUCCUCUGGCCCCACACGGCCGGUCCUUCCCUGGGGCAGCCCUGUGACCCUGGCGCCGCCGCGGGGUGGCUGUGUCAACGCCAUCCCUCGCCCCUACACGGCUGGUCGCAGCUACCCGGGAGGCCACCAUCCAGUUUCUCACCCAAACGUCUGUCAAGACAUAAAAAGUGAUGCCUUGGAAGGUAGAGUAGCGAGUGUGCAACUAGAGUUAGACACCACACCGCCGCUGCCUUCCCCUGGUGACGAACUGAGAGCUCCCCAGCAGGGACGUGGCGAGCUAGGUGGAGCCGGAGACUUCCAGCUUACUACGUGCACCGACAAUUUCAGGCCCUCGUCACCGUGUGUUGGUGGUGUGGGUUAUAAUAGUGGCGUGAGUGGUAGACAGAAUAUUAACAAAGCAAGUUGUCUUCCAGCUACUGGUGGGCAUAAUAUUCCCGGUGCAGUAAGUACUAGAGUUGAAGAUGCCGGUCCCCUAAGUAAACCUUCUCACGUCAACGGCCAUACUUUACAGACUUCAGAAACUUGGCUCAGUACUUUCCCGCCGACGCCACCAACCGGUUCCAGUCAUGGCGCAGCGACGGAGACAAAUAUAGCUGAUUGCUACGGGAAGCCUGGCCCGUUAGCACCCGAGAGAGUAGGACCGGGCGCCCAUGACGUCCCCAAGGUCAACACAGCAGCACUGGAAACUAGUAAUGAUCUUCUGCCUUGGUUGAAGAUUAUUGAGCCCUUACCUGCCUACAUGGCAGCUGCGCCACAGGUCAACAUUCCUCCACCAUUAUACAACACUUCUCAAGUGAAAACUGUCAGUUCAGUAAAUACGAUGCCACAUUCUAUUGAAAAUAGGACAAUAAUUAAACAAUCGGGGAUGAAGAGGCCUCUCUUUCCAACAGGAGUAAAGCCAUCAUGCCCAGCUGAACAGGUAGGGACUAGAGCAGGACCCUGCCAUGAUCAAGUAGAACCACAGCAGACAAUGGCUGCCGCAACAGAACAUUUAGUUCCCCCUGAAUCAAAGCACUCAGAGGCAAAUAUUGGCUUAGCUGAAUAUUCCUGUAUUCCAAAGGUGCCUUCGCAUGCAACACGUGACACUAAACUGACAUAUUUUGUACAGAAAGACCCAUCCCAAGCAGAUACCGAGAAAGAACAUCUGUGUGUUAGCCAACAUGGGCCUCCACAGUCCCCGCCAGAGCCACCUCUUCGGAACCAAAGUAAAACAACACGGAGAAUGACAGCAGUAGUAAAGUCUGAUAAAACUGAAGCAGAACCCACACACAAUAAAAUAGAACCCCAACAGACAGUGACUACUGGUCCAGUAAAAUAUUCUCACGGUCAAGAAUGGUCCUCACAGGGAAUUAUUGACUGUGCGAAACCUUGGCUUACCCAAGAAGAGUUCUCACAGACAGUUGUUGGCCCAACAGAACUUUGUCUUGACCAAGAACAGUUCUCACAGACAGUUAUUGGCCCAACAGAACCUUGUCUUGACCAAGAACAGUUCUCACAGACAGUUAUCGGCCCAACAGAACCUUGUCUUGACCAAGAUGAGUUCUCACAGACAGUUAUUGGCCCAACAGAACUUUGUCUUGACCAAGAACAGUUCUCACAGACAGUUAUUGGCCCAACAGAACCUUGUCUUGACCAAGAACAGUUCUCACAGACAGUUAUCGGCCCAACAGAACCUUAUCUUGACCAAGAUGAGUUCUCACAGACAGUUAUUGGCCCAACAGAACCUUGUCUUGACCAAGAACAGUUCUCACAGACAGUUGUUGGCCCAACAGAACCUUGUCUUGACCAAGAACAGUUCUCACAGACAGUUGUUGGCCCAACAGAACCUUAUCUUGACCAAGAACAGUUCUCACAGACAGUUGUCGGCCCAACAGAACCUUAUCUUGACCAAGAACAGUUCUCACAGACAGUUAUCGGCCCAACAGAACCUUGUCUUGACCAAGAUGAGUUCUCACAGACAGUUGUCGGCCCAACAGAACCUUGUCUUGACCAAGAACAGUUCUCACAGAUAUUUGUUGGCCUAACAGAACCUUGUCUUGACCAAGAGGAGUUCUCACAAACAGUUGUUGGCCCAACAGAACCUUGUCUUGACCAAGAACAAUUCUCACAAACAGUUGUCGGCCCAACAGAACCUUGUCUUGACCAAGAACAGUUCUCACAGACAGUUGUCGGCCCAACAGAACUUUGUCUUGACCAAGAACAAUUCUCACAAACAGUUGUCGGCCCAACAGAACCUUGUCUUGACCAAGAACAGUUCUCACAAACAGUUGACGGUCCAACAGAACCUUGUCUUGACCAAGAGGAGUUCUCACAGACAGUAGCUGGGCCAGAAGCACAUAGUAAGAGUGAAGAAAGAUAUUCGUUGUCAUCGAGUGUUCCAGGGAAAGCUUGUAAUAGUCAAAUGGAGUUUUCGAAGACAGUGACUGACCUAGUAGAACCUUGUCGUUACCAACAUGAGCCUUUAGAAACAGAAGAUGGCACAACAGGACCUUGUAACAGACAAAAUGUGUUCUCUCAGUCAAUAUCUGGUCCAACAGAACCUUACCAUAGUCAAGAUGAGUUCUCAAAACCGACGAGUGAGCCAGUAGAACGUUGUUAUUCCCAGGAAGUGCCCUCGCUGUCUGUGAAUUGCUCGGAAGAACCUUCCCACAGUCAAGAGGUGCUUUCUGAGUCUGUGAUUGGCCAGACAGAGGCUCGUUGUAAGCAAGAAGCGCCCCCACAGCUAAUGCCGGGUACAGUAAAUUGUUGUCAAGGUCAAAGUAGGCGUGACGUUGGUGCUGGGGGCAUUAUCACCCCAGAGGAACACAUUGAUAUUGGCGCCGUCAGCGACAGCAAACUCCGGUGCGUAUCGUCUAAGCGCGAAGUGUCAGCAGUGAAAGACUUUAACUUAGGAAGGCCUCGGACGUCUACUGUCACGUCGUCUGGGGCACAUACUCCUCUGACGGAUGACAUUAUGUACCCUGAUGCCAUUCUGAAAGUAGACAGUAAGUUAUUACAUAUUAAAAAACUGUUUACACCGUGCUUAGAUGGGAAGGUCAGUGAAUAUGAAGAAUAUAAAAACAUUGACUUGGAUAAACAAGAUUUGUCUCGUGAUGAGGGAGGUACUCUGGUAAGCGGCCAACAAGACUCCAGCAGUAUUGCUGGAGGUACCAAAGUACCUGAAGACCUUGCUGCAUCACCAGGUUCACGUAGCUUGAGCAGCAGUGUAGUUAUAGAGAGGGAGGAAUGUUGUAAUGAAGAAGAUGGAUUGAAUGUGUUGAAAAGUGACGCUGGGGCCGUGGUAGAAAUUGACAGUGAAGUACAAGAGAGUGCAACAGGAAGAGCUUCUAUGAGAGAUACCGCUGCUAGGGAGGGUAGUUUGAGUGUGGAUACAUCUACCUGUUCAGUAGGUCGAGGGAAAGGUGCCUACGACCCAUUGAUAGUGCGUCACCAACAGGACGGAGGACAAACCAAAAGACGAUCAAUGCGGUUUCCUCUGGAUAUUAUAUGCGGCACCAAGCUUCAGCACCAACAGAAGGCUGGGGAACUUUCCCAACCGGAGUUCACCAGGCACAGACUCUCAUCUCUGGGCCACGUACAGCCCCUCAGUGCCAGCCCAGGCCAUGCUGACACCGGUGCCAGAUCCAAAUCAGCUUCACGCAUUGGCUCCGGCCUCCCUGACCACGGCGCACCGAAUAUUCAGAAGCUGGGCCCAGGUGGUGGGUGCACGAGUGAACAGUUGGACACGAGCAGAGUUGAGAAUAUUAGAGUGUUACCUCCCUCGCCUUCCCCACCUCUACUUCCACUCGACCCUAUUUUAGAGAAUAAAAUCAAACUGACAAUAGGCUUUUGCGCUGGAAACUUGUUAAGCAAUAACUCAAAAUGUCCUGCAGUGUCAAGCGACACUGUAACGCCGGAGUCAGGCCACAAUAUGAAUGUAAUCCACAAUGGAGUGACGCUUGAAACAAGUUGCACUACAGCAUCGCCUCAGUAUUCGAAAGACAUUCCUGAGAGUGUGAGUAGCUUAUUAACCGGGAAUGCACCCGAUGCCGUUCGCAGUUCAGUUGAUCAUGUUCCCGCGCAUAGUAAAGAGCAACCAUUAAAAGAUGCAGUGAUGCAAACAGACGGUUUAAAUUCAGUAUUAGAAGAUGUUUUUGGUGGAAUUGAAGGCUUUGGAGAAAACAUACACAGAAAUUUAGACACAAGUUUUAUUCCCACAUCGAUACCACCACUUGCAAGCUUCGUAAAUGAGGAUGAUGAGAAAUCCUUACACUGCUGUGCAGAUGGUGUUGAUGCUCACCAGCUUGUGAUCACUGCAGAUGGAGGUAUGAUACACAGUAAUGGCAGAGGAGUGAAGACUGCCGCCCUAACAACCAUACAAGGAGAAGAGAGCCCAGUCUUGCAUAAGGUACAGCGGAUGGACAACCAGCCUCAAGAUUUUGAGCAACUAAGCCCACACCACCACCAGCACGGUGUGAAGUAUCAAGGACAGACGCAAGGCAGGCAGGAGCAGGAACACUAUAUGCAUGAGCAGGUACAAUGCAACCAGAAGCAGAAGCAGGAACAGGAACGAGGCAAACAGGAACAAGGCAAGCAACAACAGGAAUGUGGCGAGCAGGAACAGGAACAUAGCAAACAUGAACAGGAACAUAGCAGUCAUGAACAGGCACACGGCAAUCAGGAUCAUGAAGAAGAACAAGAAACCCAAGAAGAACAUGAACUGCUGUGGUAUAAAUCGUCAGGAGAGAGUUCAGAGCAUCGUCCACCACUUUUGGGUGUCCCACCCUCUGUUCUCCUGCCUGGGGUCAAAUUAAACCAGACGAUAUUAAAUCAACCAGCUCAAGUUGUGAGCCUAGAUGACCCCCAUAAGAUCGACUCAUCACCAGGGACCUCUACACUCGCGAAUUACAAAACAAAUCUUCUCUACAUAGACGAAUUGGAGUCUGACACGGGCUUGACUCGACAAGGGACAGAGGGCGACAUGGACAUGGCGACUUUGCUCGGCAUAGAGCAAAGGGCGAGUGGGUGGGAAGGUGCACCGUGCACUCACAGAGCAGUAGCAUGUUGCUCGGGAAAUCAACAGGUAGAUACUUCACUUGGCCCCUCACAGCCACACUCGCCCACCAUCCCGUCAAAUAUAAUGGUAGAUAAUGAUGGUCUUAGACAGCCAUCAGUCGUCAAAACGACUGAUACCGUUAGCCGAAACAAUGAUUCGGUAAGCAGUGCAGAUGGAAUGGUUCAACAGAAAGUGUGUGUGGAGGUCAUUGAAGAAAUGCCAUCUUCUCCAGUAAUGCUGUGUAUUGGAGGCAUCAGUGCCCUUAUAAGAGAGGAAUCGGUUGAUGAAUAUGAACAGGCUCUGGAAGUGGUCACACCCGAUCCUGGUCAUGGAUUCAGCCACAGCUCGGCCAGCGUUGCCACUGUAGUGCGUGUUGAUACUCCUGCUGGCUACAGUCACCCGCCUCCUGCUGAAGAAGAAGGAGAGGAUGAAUUUGUUGAUGCCAGUGAUACUCUGGAUCUCGGCAAGGAGGCCAUUAACACACUAGCAAGAGUGAUUGAUCCUGAACAUCACCAAAUCCACAUUCCUUCCACAUCUGUUCAUGCUCAAAAAGUGGUAACAAAUGAGGCAAUUUCAGUGAGCACAUCUGACAUAUUGUCGUCAGAAGACAUGCUUGGCAAUCGGUCUGAAAAUAUCACUUGCACUCUUUCAUCGAGUGCCUCAGGAGAGGUCUCAGGAGUCGUGUAUCAAAACACUCGCCAUCUUCCUGUUAUCACUAAGAGAAUGGGGAAUACCAUGCCUGAAGAUGGUUCUGUAUCAUCAGGUCAUAUAACCGACCCUGGCAUGCUGGCUUCAGCAUCAGCUUCGUCAACGGGGUCUGAAAAUUCCUGGACCUCCGGCGGCGGCCCUGUGACUCGAAGGGAUCUGCUACCCUUAGACGAGGACGAGGAGGAAGCCCAUUGGCGUGCACUCCUUGCUGUCAAAAUGUCACAAAGCGAGGAGGAUCCUGCUGGCUAUGAGAGUGAUGAAGACUUUGAUACUGUUGAUGCUGACAUGCGACGUCUUGAGGAAAAACUCAAGAAAUUUGAGAGAGAACUGGGUGAGGAUAAUGAGGAAGAUAUUAAUACUAUGGUUCAAGAACAGGAUGGUUGCAAUAAUAACACUUCAGUAUUACAAUCUCAAGACUCAGAAUCUCUCCGAUUUUUCCCGCUGCCACACGUGUUUCCAACUGUGCCAUCAGCAAAAACCAAGCACCUUAGUCUCAUGACCCGACUGGAGGUUCAAGAAUAUGAGGAUUCUGCCAGUGAGUCUGAGAGUGACUCUGAAGCUAUUUCGUCCAGUGAUUCUGCUGACUUUCUCUUUGUCAAAACAAAAAUUAAGCUCAAACCUGGAGAUCGUAAGUGUCGUUCUUUGGAUCCGAAGCGGUCCAAAGAUUUGUAUAUUUUAAACAAAUCUCGCGAGGAUAGAAGACGAGCUAGCAAAGUGCAUGAUAACUCUUGCAUCUGUGAAGAACAACUGGACUUAAGUAAUUUAAAUUUGCCAGUUGCCACAAUGGACGGGGAUGCUGUACACAGCAGAGUUCCUAACAGUCAACAUCACAGUGGGAAUGAACCAGCGGUUGGCGACAGCACAAUAGCAGGUCAGGACGAGUAUCGUGCCUCCAAACAUCUGGAUAGUUUACCACCAAUCAGUGCUGAACACCUAGAGGCUAGCCAAGAGGAGGUUAGUGGCGCCUUGCUCCAUGGCGGAGAUCAGCUACUAUUGGGAUAUAUCUGGCAUGAACAAGAUGGUAUGUCUGUGGUCGACUUUGAAGGAUUGGAAGAUUUCCAGAGUUUAGAAGGGCAUGGAGCUCUGAUGAUUAUGUUUGAAGAUGAUGAUGAUUUGGUCAUUGAUGAAGCUAGUGAUAGUGAUAUGUUAUGUGAACCAACGGAUGUGAUCCCUGGCUAUCAAUCAUGUAAAGAAAGCAUGGGCGAAGGAAGCGAGUGUGAGAGUGAACCAAGGUCUCCUAGGGAUUCUGAUAGUUCCACCGUGCCAGUUACACCUCACCGAUCACGAAAAGGUUCAGAGAAAACGUUUGUGGCCGCAUUCAAAAGCAGCUUAAGGAGAGCUAGUAAAUACUUGGGACCAAAAUCCGAGAAUCAUCCUAGAAAGGCUAGCCAGAACUCUGGACAUGACCUCUCACAUUCAGGGAGAUCGUGUUCCAUGGGUCUGGACGAGGAGAGCAGUGCAGGAGUUUACAAUGUGCAGAGUGGUCGAGUAGCUGCAGUGGUAACCCAGUGUCCGACCAGUGACAGCGAUGGUCCUGACACUUGUUGCAGCUCUGGAGAAUAUUACGCCACACCCGCCCUCUGCGUCAACACAUCAGACGAGGACCCACCCACCGUUCAUGCUCCUACCUCUUCUCAGUGUGACCAUUUCCAACCCCAAAACCUUUUUCGCGAUACUAGUAUCUUCACAACAGAUACCGCUGGUCAGCCUCCCGUGCCGCCUCCAAGAUGGGUGCAGCGUAAACUUCAUGCGCUGCAGGACGUCCCUCGACGUCCACCUCCCAGUGUACAUGACACUCGGUACACCCAUCCUGCAACUUCUGUUUGGACUCAACCCUCAACUUCUCAUACAAUGGCACAGGCCCCACCCACUGCUCAACCAUAUUCUCCCAUACAACUCCCACCUAAUGGAAAAGAAAUGCAAUUUUAUUUGGUCGGUAUUCCUAAUUCAAAUCCAAGGGAAGGCAAGACCUGUUUGCCAGUGAUGACUCAAGGUGAGAGUGAGCUGGCGGAGGAGGGGGCGUCUGUCCAAGAAAUGCCUCCGCCACUUCCAGCCCCGCCACUUUAUGGCAACAACAUUGUGCCUGAUGGUGGCUGGCUACCGAGUAAUUAUCCCCACCACACCAAUAAUAAUCACUCUUGCACCGUCCCUAACCAUAGAUUUAUAGGAGUUGAUGUAGACCUUUCCCUUGAUUCCCCUCUUCAUGCAAGUGAAGAUUCUUCGACCAUACCCUCCCAUAAACCCACGUCUGUGAAACAGCUUAAACGGAAACAACAAGAAAAAGUUCUCCGCCAGGAGGCCGAAGAAACUGUAGGGUGUACGUUCUGCAUGGGCACGCCCCUAAUGCGUGCACGGCCACCAGAAGAUUCCAGCCACUGGCGCCAACCCAGUCCACACCCCCGAGGCAUCAAUGAUCGGCGCUCUUGGCCACUCAGAAAAUGAUGCAGGAGUGUAUCAACGCUAGCUCAUAAGGGGAAAUAUUGUGGCAUUUUAUGAAUAAAUGUAUUUAUGUAGAUAA